Acinonyx jubatus (cheetah) is the source of this 1332-nucleotide messenger RNA. RefSeq names its product COMM domain containing 9 (gene COMMD9). The record is from RefSeq and is a predicted model, not a curated record. The coding region runs from base 79 to 675 and encodes 198 amino acids. NCBI's taxonomy places the organism in Eukaryota, Metazoa, Chordata, Mammalia, Carnivora, Felidae. The transcript is spliced from 6 exons.
CCCCCGGCAUGCUCUGCGGCGGCCUCGGAGCCACGUGACGAGCUUCUCCGCGUGUCACUGUCAGGUGACUCGGGGAAGAUGGCCGCGUUGACGGUGGAGAACUUCGCCGCGCUCCAGAGCCUGCUGAAGGCCUCCUCAAAAGAUGUUGUCAGACAGCUGUGCCACGAGAGCUUUUCCAGUUCAGCCGUUGGCUCAAAAAAACUCUUGGAUAUGACAUGUUCCAGCUUGUCUGUGACCCAGGAGGAAGCAGAGCAGCUGCUCCAGGCUCUGCACCGCCUCACCAGGCUGGCUGUGUUCCGUGACCUGUCCUCUGCCGAGGCGAUCCUGGCUCUCUUUCCUGAAAAUUUCCACCAAAACCUCAAAAACCUGCUGACGAAAAUCAUCCUGGAACACAUCUCCACUUGGCGAACUGAAGCCCAAGCAAAUCAGAUCUCUCUGCCGCGCCUAGUCGACCUGGACUGGAGAGUGGACAUCAAAACCUCCUCUGACAGCAUCAGCCGCAUGGCCGUCCCCACCUGCCUGCUCCAGAUGAAGAUCCAGGAAGAUCCUAGUCUGUGUGGAGACAAGCCCUCCGUCUCAGCUGUCACCGUGGAGCUGAGUAAGGAAACGCUGGACACUAUGCUGGACGGGCUGGGCCGCAUCCGAGACCAGCUUUCCGCCGUGGCCAACAAAUGACCCCAGCCAGCCGUCGCCCCCACUGCCGGGUCCCAGCUGCCGGCCAGCGGCGGAGCGCCUCCCGGCCGUCCCUGUAGCGGCAUCUGCGGCCGACGGCAGGCCGGCCGGUUGGGUCGGGGAGGGGGCUGCCAUCCAGGAAGGCACCGCUGGGUUGGGAGGAAGCGGCCGCGCCCCCACGCUGUUCUCAUUCAUUAUCUUUGCCUCUUUCCGAGGCAGAAGCCUCCGUCGCCGGAAGACCUAAUCGCCGCCAGAGCCGUGUGAGGGGGCAUCUGCCUCAGCAGCUGCGUGUGUGGCUGCUUGGAAAAUCCGGACCCACGUUGUGGAGCUCAUCUAACGAGUUCCUUCCCAGCGGCAGGUGUGACUCACGCGUUGGCAGCCCUGGAACACAGGGCGGUGACCCGCAGUUCCGCCCCUCCGUCAGGGAAGCUGGCCGGGUCCCCAGAGCAGGGCCGCCUCGGUAUGCUCCGCCCCGGCCUACGCUCAGAGCCCUCCUGAGCCCCCUCAACCCUGCCGGCCCUCCUUCCAGUGUAGGGAGUCUGAGAUGGCUGCUUGUCUCCUCCCUCGCACAGCCAGAGGGCCCUUCCUUGGUAUCGUGCCGCCAUUCCAGGCUACAGACGUGGGAAUGACUGGAAAUAAAUAACAGUUCUGAAAACUUCA